This is a messenger RNA of Lymnaea stagnalis (great pond snail), 8569 nucleotides long. The record is from the annotation of a GenBank genome assembly. NCBI's taxonomy places the organism in Eukaryota, Metazoa, Mollusca, Gastropoda, Lymnaeidae.
CAAAACGUGUCUCUAUUUUUAUCACUCAUAAUAAUUUCUAUGAUUAAAAAGAGAAAUAAGCCUAUAUAAAGAGCAUAGGCCUAUAUUUUAUUUUCAAAUUUUAACAUUUUGAAGGCCAACUUCAACACCGAGCUCGUAUUUAGCUCAUAGCUCUAACAUCAACACGUCCGAGUCAUUUGAGCAGACUACUGAGGCAUGUUUCUGUUACCAAUUCUUAAGAAUGAAAACAUCUCCUGUGAUAUCAAAAAUGAUUUUAAUGCAGCUGCUAGUGUUCAUUGUUUUCACAAGUGGUAAGUGACUUUUCUCAAAAUCCUAACGAAUUUUAGCUGUUUAUAUAUUUUUUUUAAAUUUUAUUUUAUUAUUUUUUUGGGAACGUAAAAACAAACCAGACAAUAUUUAAGAAUUGAAUUCGUUAUUUUGUAACAUUAAAAAAAAACAUUAAUUAAUCCCUGAAUACUCAGAAUAUUUCAGACAAUAAUUAUUAUUAAUUAUGUUUUUAUUUCUUAUUAAUGAAAAACGUUAAUGCUAAAGGGUUUCUGAAGAAAUUAAAACAAAAAAAUUAAAAAAAAAACAACUAAAAAGCAAAGGGAUUUAGAUGGCGUCAUUGUAAUUUAAAUCAUGGCAAACUUUUGGUACCAUUGCAUCUAAGGUUACCGGAAACUUGAUCGAAAGAAAUUUCGUUGACGGUAAACUGAUCGACGGGAAUUUGAUUGAACGGAAAUUUGGUCGAAACUUUUUUUUCAGUUCACUUGUUAAAACUUUCGUCAAAUUUUAUUUUGAACGCACUAUACUACAUUAUCGUAAAACAAAAUCAGGCGUUCGAAAAGAAAUUUGAAGCAAAAUAUUUUAACGUAAAAACUGAAAAAAGAUUCGACCGAAUUUCCCUUCGAUCAAUUUACCGUCAACGAAAUUUCUUUCUAUCACAUUUCCGGAUACGUGUAUCUAACAAUGGUGUAAUAUAGGCGUCUUGUUUACGCCGUGAAACCCGUGCAUGAACUCGGGAUGACCCAAGUUCGGCGACAAUGGAUGUUGCUUAAUUAUAAAAUGUCUCCCUUGACCUUGACUACACUAUGCUAACAUAGUCUAUAGCAGGGGUCUCAAACUCAAAUCAUCCGGGGGCCGUAGGAGGAGGCAGGGUCUGAGUGAGACUGGGCCACAUCAAGUAUUCCACAAAAAUGCGAUUACAAAUUCAAUAAAGUACAAUUGUUCCAACCUGCUCAACCUUAAGUAACAACAAAUAAAAACAUUAAGGGUUCUCAAGAGCUAGGCUUCACUUUCUUCCUCCUAAAUGCUUGUUGCCAGAAACCUGACAGCGCAAGUGACCAAGCUGACAGGUUCGGAAAAUCCCUCACUCGUAAGUACUAGCGGCAAUUUUAAUAGGGAUUCUUUGAUACUGUGUCGGAUUGCCACCAUUUACACAGAAUAUGGCAUUACCCACUAACAAACCUUUUAAAAUUUUGAAAUUUUUAUAUAUAAUAUUAGAAACGUGUUUUCUCAAAACCGCACGUUGGCCGCCAUGUUUGUCACAUAAAAGGUUAAGAAUUAAAAACAUUUUUUUCCGAUUUUAAAACGGUUUUUACCACUGUAAUCAACGUCCCAAUCUAAACAAACAUAAUACAAAUCAGAAUUAGACUAAUCGAUGAGGUACGACUGAAACCGUCGCGGAGUGUCACAUUGGGAAAACUCGCUGGCCGCAUUAACACUAAAUUUGCUGUCAUGUCGCGGUCCGCAAGAUAUCGUCUUGCGGGCCGCAAAUGAACCGCGGGCCGCGAGUUUGAGACCCCUGGUCUAUAAUAUUUCGAAUUAGAAUUCUUUAGAACUUACGAGACAGACCGAGAUAUGGAUAUUAUUUGUGACCCCUUUUUGGAAAAGUCUCUAUGAAAGACUAUAAAUAACCUGAUCGACAGUGAGCUAGAAAGAGACUGAGAGAGAGAGAGAGAGAGAGAGAGUGAGAGAGAGAGAGAGAGAGAGAGAGAGAGAGAGGGAGAGACAGUUUUGAGAUUACGAUACUGUACUGAUGGUAUAUAGUGCACACUACAUUUACUGUGUGUAUGUGUGAACCUUCAAAAAUUGUUCUUCAUUACUUCAUUUAAUUUAUGGCAUGGGAUCGUCCUUUGUAAUGUACUGAAUGUGAGGAGCCAUAGAGUGAAAUAAGAGACUAAAUUCUCAGCACAUUAUAGCGGUACGUAAAAAUAGUAAUAAGGACAACUCCUUCUUGGCAGAAAAGAAAAUGAAAACGAAGUAUUUCUGUACUUAACAUUUGUUAUACCGUAUGCCCACCCAAUAUACAGUCGAAAAUUCCCGAAUCUUUCCCGGAUCAAGACAAUUUCGUAACGAUAAACAUGAUAACUGUAAUACUCCGUGCCCUCUUUUUAAAAUAUGUUUCGAAAUUUCUCUGCUCAUUUGUUCAACUGCAGUUUCAUUUUACGACCCCUUCACGUAUGAGCAUGACAAAAAUGUUCAACUACAAAUACUUUGUACUCCUUCGAGAGACCCAUUUCCGAACAAAAAAUUCACAAAAUGUCGUCCUUUUUCAGUUCUGGUAACACAUUGUCGAUUUGAGCUAAAGGUGUUAAAGAUGCGUCCGUUGUUUUUUUUUUUUUUUUUUGUACCGUAUAUUAUGGCGCAGAGAGUAUAAUAACUUGUUUAAGAACAACGAUGUCAAAGGUCAGGCUGACAAGAGUUCUCGAUUCUAAACGAACAUCAACGAGUGAAUAUAAGAAUAAGAAAGGGUAUUACCCGUAUUGCAUUGAAUUGAAAGGCGAACUUUCCCGAUAUGAUUAGAAUAUAAAUAAUAAUUAAAGGAGUGCAUUCAAUCCUAAUUCAUGAAAUAGCAAAACGAGGUGUGUGUGGAAGCUUGAAUUAGAGAACAGGACAAAAAGAUAAGAAUGUUUUGGCAUAAAGCCUUCUUCAGCGUACAGGACAAAUGAAAAUAUCACAAAGGCACAGUAAACCACUCAAGAAAUAUCCACUGUUGUCACCGGAAGUGGGAACACAGGAAGCGAAGGAAUAUAAAUGUUGACACUGUGAAAAAUGUGGUCCACAAUAAAAAUGGACCAGAAUAUCCAUGGAUAGAUAAACACACACCAAUAAUAAAAUAGUCGAAAUACAGGGAAACAGGGAGAUACAUUAGUAGGAUAGUAUUUGAUUAUUUGACUUUAUUUUGCACAGUGUCAAUAUUUAUAUUCUCUCGCUUCCUGUUUUCCCACUUCCGGAGACACGAAUGAAUACUGCUUGAGUUGUCUACUGUGCUCUUGUCUUUAUUAACGAAACGUCCUUGUUUUUUGUCCUGUUAUCUUAUUUCAAGCUUCCACAUACCUCGUUUCGCUAUUUCAUUCAUUUAGUAUUUGAUUAAUACCCUAUUGAGAUAUGGUGCCAAACAGCUGAAUAAAUUUAUUUUCCAUUUGAACCCUCUCUGGUGUGUUACUGCAUGACAUCAGUGCUGUGAUGGUUACAUCCAACGCACCUGUAUCUUCAUCUGUGUUGAAAUGAUAAGAGAUGAUUAGACAAGGUUUGAACAAAGAGAAGCAGCUUAAACACUUAAACACUAAGUGUUGCCAUUUAUAUACACAGCUGCCGAAGGCAUUGAUUUGGUUCGUCAGUUAAAUAUUGGAAAAGCAAAUAUUGGAUCUCUAAGUGAAAUGAAAAUCAUUCACUUUCUUUCUGUAUUAAUCUUGGCAAUGGCUUCUUUUCGCGUCUAUAGAUAACAAAAUUAAUAAAAAUUUCGACUAUCCAAUACAUCUGAAUGUUAAACACAAUUACUUUAUACUUUCCUGACACAUGUUUGAAUAUACGGCAUUAAAAUGUACAAGUUUGCUCAAUGGAAAGCCAAAGAAAUAAUAAAAUACUAUCCAAAGAGAUCAUUGCUAUUAAUUAAUUCGUCUUAAGGAUAAUAAAUCAUACUUCACCGAAAUCUUGAAAUAUCAAAAAAAAAUUUGCGGAGGUUGUGUAACUAGAGUUAAACUAGUUUCCUAAAUUAAGUCCUGGGACCAUUGUUGCACACUGAGUCUUAUUAUUUAAUAAAAAAAAUACUUGCAUUUUUAUUUAGACAUUUGUAGAAAUUUUGAUCACAAAAAUACGCCUUUUUUCUAGUUAAAUUUUGUCAAACUUUAGACUUAUUCGGCUGCAUUCUACUAGAAUGUUGAACUUCAACAACCUUAUAUUUCACAACCUAUUGAGACACCAUAUAAAAUCAAACAAUCCGAUGUUCCACAAACAAUUUUUUUUACAAAAUAAAGUCCAACUAUCUUACAUUUUCCAACACUUUGUGAUUUCAAAUUAACUCCAACGAUAUGAUACUCCACAAGACAUUGUUUUACCUUAUAAACUCCAAAUGUCUCAAAGUCCACUACAAAUUGUUUUUACCAUAUAAAAUCACUAUCGUUUCAUUUUUUUUUAUUCGCCAUUGACAGCAGACGCCAGCGCCCCCACCCUUGACGAUCUCACUCACAUCAACUGCACCACUAGUGCUCCCAAUUUGUGCGUCCCUUACGGUGUCUGCUGUUCCAACUCAGAGUUUUGCCAUGCCGGGAUGUGCGAGACGUGCUUCACGCGGGAGGUGCUCGCCCUGCCUGACCAAGACAAGCUUGAGUGGUGUCGUGACCUGGGACAGUUCGACGGUUCAUUGAUGCGUCAUCACACGUGCCGUUUGGCGUGUCAAGGACUGUUUACGUCGGCACAGCUCGCCGUCUGUAAUUGUGAGUUGAGAAUUUAAAGACAGCUGUUACAUGGUUGAUAUCAAAGUUCAAGAUGAGAAGAAUAGAAUUAAAAUCAUUUCCCAGGUGGACAGGUGGAGAAGUUUCAAUGCUCAAGGGGUCGGUGCCCGAUCUUUUAAUAAUGUUUUAUUUUUAAUUUGACCAUAAAUAUUCAUGUAAUGCAGAUGGUCAACGUAAGGCUCGUGGACCAGUGACGGUACGCGGUCCAACAUUUGGGAAAGUUAAUCUGCAUAUUGAUUUUCAUGAUUUUUUUUUCCACAGCGAGUGCUGAAACCCAUCUUCACAUACUACAUUAAAAUUGUCUGAGCUUUACCACUAAGAAAUAUCUAUUGACUAGCUGAGGGCAACGCCUGUUUUUUUUUUUUUUUUUUUUUACUUUAGAACUUCAUAACACAUGAUACAAUAGGAUCACUGUAUUAGCUGAUCAUUACCGUUUAUUUCCCAAUAACAGUGCCGAAUACCACUAAGAAAUAUCUAUUGACUAGCUGAGGGCAACGCCUGUUUUUUUUUUUUUUUUUACUUUAGAACUUCAUAACACAUGAUACAAUAGGAUCACUGUAUUAGCUGAUCAUUACCGUUUAUUUCCCAAUAACAGUGCCGACAGAUACGUCAACGCCUGGGCUAGGGAGACACCAAGGGGAUUCACCGGUGGAGAGGGAAAACCCUAUUUUGAUUUUCAUUGCCGUAAUUGGUGAGUGGAUGUUGGCAUUUUACUGUGGCAACUGAGAGCUAAAACUAGCUGCCGACAUAGUUAUCAUUUACUGAAUGAGCCUAUUCACAUUUACACAGUUUUUAUAAUAAAAUAUACCUCCAUCAAACAAAAAACAAACAAAAAAUAUCAUCAAUAGUACACUCAAAUUUUGUUAGGGAUUUUGACUGUUUUUUUUUUUUCAAUAAAAGUAAAUUUGGGAAUUUCCAAAUCUAUCUGACAAGAUGCCAAGCUAAACGUUUAUUUAACUUGAUAGCUAAUAAUCUCAAAUAUCGUUUCGUGCUCCAGGGUAAGAGCUUUGUUGUUCCUUAGCACUUAUUAUUUUUCUUCUAAAAAAACAAUACAAUUUUUAGAUGCAUAAUUUAACGCUCGUUCAUCCUAAGUCAUAGGAUCUAAGUCAUAGACUCUAAGUCAUAGACUCCUAGUCAUUGAAUCUAAAGUAAUAGACUCCUAGUCAUAGAUCGUAAGCCAUAUACUCUAAGUCAUAGGCUCCUAGUCAUAUACCCUAAGUCAUAGACUCUUAAGUUAUAGACGCUAAGUCAUAGACUCUAAGUCAUAGAAUAUAAAUAUAAAUAAACAAACAGCUAAACAAAUAAAUAAACAAAAUUAGUUGUAAUCUUACUGUAAAUAAUUUAAAAGAAAUUGAAAUAACAUUUUUUUUUUAAAUUUUGCCGUUGGCAUAAAGUAAUUUGUGUUCUCAUCCGUUGAUCUUUCAAAAGGAUAAAACAACAAAAAAGAAUAAAUUAACGUAGUAACAUUUUUUUCUGUUGACAGUGUCUGCCACUUUGUGCCUUGGAAUAGUGUUGAUCGCUCUAACUGCUUUUCGAGGAGUUUCUAUCAAAAAGGAACGCGGUAAGACUUAGGGUAACUGAUAGACUGAUAAACGAUUAGUAUUUAGUGACUCACAAAGCCAAUCUGCCUCUACUUACACCAUUCCAUGGUAAGAAGGUGAGCUGAGCUAUAACUAAAACAAGAAGUGAUCUGAGAUAUUUCAACGCAUAACCUUUGACCCUUUCUCGGGUGGCAGUUUUUGAAAUUUAAAGGCGAACAACGGGACCCCCCCCCCUUUCCCCCCCAUCCCCGCUAUCCACCACAGGGAAGAAAAAAACAACAACAUCGGAGUAGCUGCCCUUAUUUCUAAAACUGGAUUAUCCUCCUUGGCCAGAAGGCUAAAUCUCCUUUAAUGCUUAGCUGAUAUAAAUGUAUACUGCAAACAUUCGCUUAUUUAGAGUGGUCGCCCCGCGCUACACUGUUUUUGGGGGGCGGCAUUUUCACCUUCUCCUGUUAACGUAACAAGGCGGGACACACGGCUUAUUUCCUCAAGACUUACGCCGUAAUAGUUUCGAACAUUAGGAUAGGGAAAUUGGCAACAUUAUAUUGAAGACAAAUGGUUUUUCAUAACCUUGUAUUUGUUCUUACCAAGCUUCUGAUUUGCACGGUGAAAGGCGAAUUGCCUUUUUUUAAAAAAAAUGUUUUAUGUAUGGUUAUGCAAAAUGGGUUGUGAAUUGAUUAAAUGAAUCCAUUGGUCUUAUUUUAAAACCGGUGAUUUUUACUAACAACAUCCGCAACAUAAGCUACAACAGCAACAGCAAAAUACGACUCAAGCAACAUCACCAACAUCAACAACGACAACAAACAAGUACACUUAAAAUUGAUUUUAAAUCAACGUUCAGAAGGAAAUUUCAUCGAGUGAAACGCAACUCUGUAAGUCUUAGUGCGUACAUGUUGCCUUCGCUUUUGCCUUAAGCUUGUUAAUAAUUUAAUCUCAAGAUACCAAAGUCGCAAGAAGCAACACUGAAAAUAACGACUCUGAAGAUGAGAGUGACGAUGGUAAACACUCUGAGAAGGAGAGGGCUUGCAAUGUGAAGAAACGGGUCAAGAAUAACAGCAACUAUGGUAACGAAUCAAAUUUUAUUUAUUUCGCAAAGAUUGCCCAAUUCAGUCCAUGUUUUAUGACAGCUGAGUCAUUGAGAAUAUAGAAUCAAUGCUUCAUCAGUGGCCUUAUCACUGUAGAGAAAUUAAUACGCCAUGCACGCAGAAGCAAACAUUUAAGAUAAAUGUAUUUUUAAAAAUUUAGGAUAGAAAACUAUAACGCUCUUAAAUAAACAUUAAAGAUAAUAAAAUGUGUAGUUUGUUGUUUUUCGCCUUUGCUUUGGUGGUACCUAAAGUGAAUAAUAUUUGUUUUAUUUCAAGAAUGGAUAGAUGAGAAAGAUGUGGAGAGUUCGGCCAAUAAAAGAAAGUCCAUGAGAAAUGCAGCAAUAGAAGACAUGACUGAAAGUACAAGGGGAAAUAUCUCCAUGGAGAAUGUAAGCUCGGAUCGUAUAGGCAAUAUACACGAGAGAGACACAAGAAAUGGCGAUGACGAUUAAUGAAAAAAAAGCGAAAAUACGAUUAAAUGAACAAUCUAGAACAAUAUGUUCAACACUGUUAAUGUUCCCUAAAGAUAUAUUUAAUUCUAUUUCGGAUAUUUUUUCACGUUUAAAUCAUUUAUUUGUAAAUAUUGAUGUAAUGUUGAUAACAAUUUUUUUUAAAUUAUCUAAAUGACUAUCUGUAUCAUUAUUCUAUUGUUCUUAUUAUAAUAUGCUUAUUGAAAAUAUUAUGUUGAGACUAUUGUAAUUUUUAGAACCCAAUCUCGUUGACUUGUUAGAAUUAUAAAACAAUGCAAUAACCAUAUUAAAAGAAAAAAUAAUUAAAUUUUUUGUCAAUAAAUGUAAGUUAAUAAGUACUGCAUUUUGCUCUGCUGGUAUUUUUAAAAUUAAAAUUUAAUUGAUUAUGUGUGUAAAAUUGCUACUCAUUCCAUAAUUUUGAUAGGAUACUUCACACACAAUGUCAUUUGAGUUCACUCUUUAAAGUUGUGAAAUUUAAAAUUAUUCUUUAAUAAAGCUGUAAUGAUAUCAUAAGUUGAGGAAGGCGAUCCGUCCCGAUCGACAUGUUUUUAAGGACGGCAUUUUCGCCUUCUGUAGUGAAAAGAACGAGGCAAGACAACAGAAACAGCACACAAUUUUACUCUGUCGGCGUGUGUAUUUAUAAAUACUUGUAUCUAAAGAGGACUGUACUUUUUUUAUAGCUUUUUAUUUCUGUAUUUUAUUAUUUUAAAAAAAAAAUUAAUAGUUUAAUUAAAUAGAAUAUUGUUCAUACCACUCAA